This is a messenger RNA of Cephus cinctus (wheat stem sawfly), 3527 nucleotides long. RefSeq names its product integral membrane protein GPR155 (gene anchor). Gene Ontology annotation, biological process: transmembrane transport; intracellular signal transduction. Gene Ontology annotation, cellular component: membrane. The record is from RefSeq and is a predicted model, not a curated record. Bases 359 to 2725 code for a protein of 788 amino acids. Lineage: Eukaryota; Metazoa; Arthropoda; Insecta; Hymenoptera; Cephidae. The transcript is spliced from 10 exons.
UUUAAUAAUUUCGAAAACUUAUUUCAUGAGUUUACGAAUUUCAUUCACACUCGGUAGAAACUCUUGUUAUUCGAACUGGGGUUGAGGACAUUAGAAACUGCGCGAAAUCGCGCAGGCUCUGAUGAACGAUCAUGUGAUGUGUGUCAAAUGUCAAACAAUUUUCACAGGAUGCUAAAGAAUUCUAUAUUCAUUAACUAAUAGUGACACUGAAUCACAGAGAAGGUAAACGUUAAAAUGUACAGCUUUGACACCUCUGUGAUACUCCUUUUGACAAUUUUUAAUUGACGAUAGCAUUUUAGAAUGUAGUAUAAAUCUGUUACAAAACCUGUAUUCACGUGUUAUUUAAUUUAUUGUAAGCAUGGACGAGAUUGUGGUAUCGAAGACAACACCUACAGACAAUCUGUACCUUGCUUUGGCACAAUGUUUUGCUAUAAUACUAUGCGGAUAUGUGGCAGGCCGUUUGGGCAUUAUAAGAAGAUCUGAGGCAAAUGGUUUAAAUACAUUUGUCGGAACAUUUACACUUCCAUCAUUAAUAUUUCUCUCAUUGGCAAAAUUAGACUUUGGUUUAGUGAACUGGCGUUUCUUACUGGCAGUCACCCUGGCUAAGAGCUGUGUCUUUUUUAUUGUUCUUGUCAUUAGCAUGCUUGUUUCUAAACCAUGGAAUCCUGGACGGAGUGCAUUGUUCGCCAUUUUUGCAACGCAGAGUAAUGAUUUUGCCAUAGGGUAUCCAAUGAUUGAUGCUCUGUACCAUAAUACACAUCCAGAAUAUUCAGCAUAUCUCUAUCUAAUGGCACCGAUCUCUCUAGCUAUUUUAAAUCCGAUUGGUUUCGUUUUGCUUGAGAUAGCAAAACGGAGGAAUCAAGAACAGAGCAACUGGUCUCUCUUCAUUGCAACUGUAAAGGGUAUCGCCUUGAAUCCUGUUUUAGCAAUGACAGUAUUAGGAAUAAUAGGCAACUUGAUCUUCAGCCAUUCAAUACCAGCAAUCCUCUCCGCGAUCUUGGAAGUCUUCGGAAAUGCAUUCUCUGCAAGUGCUCUCUUUCUCCUGGGCUUGAUGAUGGUGGGAAAGAUCCACACAUUACGUGGAAUUGCCCUACUUAUACCUGGAAUUUUGAUUUCCGUAAAACUUCUUGUUUUACCAUUGGUCAUAAGAGAAUCGGUCAUUCUUCUGAAUGCUGGCAUUAAUUGUACGGAUACCAACGAUCUGAGUACCUAUGGUUUUCUCUAUGGAACUAUUCCAACUGCUCCAGCACUCUUCGUCUUCACUUUGCGUUAUAACGUGGACAUCGACCUCAUUGCAUCUGCAAUGGUCGCCUGCACGUUCCUCUCAGCACCGCUGAUGUUUAUUUCUGCAAAGAUGAUCGACGCUGUCAGUUCUGGAAUUUCUCCACAAGAUUAUGCUAAGCAAUUGAACGCCUUCUCUUUGGAUACCAGUGCAGCAGCUACUGCUGCUUGUAUCUGGUUGCUCAUUUGCUUCUUGGCUUUAGGUGGACAAAAGUACAAGAGACUCACUCAUCGGUGCACUUUGUGUAUUAUUAUUGCACAGCUCGCAAGUGCAGUUGGUGUGAUAAUCUGGACAAAGAUUGAUACUUCCAACGCUGGUGACUUACUUUGGUAUGUCCAAUUUGUCUUGAUAGUCGUUGGAGUAUAUGCAAGUCGAUUUUGGACUGCUGUGCUGGCAGCAACUAUUUUAUUUCUGAGUUCACGAACAGAAGAUGUCGUUAAAAAUGUUCAAAAAUGGUGUUUUCCCAUCGCUUGGGGUGGUCCUCUUUUAAUUGUAUCAAUAAUGUGCCUGUUCGCCAGUCCAGAAAAAUCAUUAGAAAUUGACCGUAGGAAUCCGAAUUUUCAAUUAGGAAGCACGCAAGCAGCAACCUCAAUGCUUGUUUUAAUAUUCUGUUUUGUUGUAACUCUGGGUUGUCUUAUUCUGCAACAACGAUAUCAGCGUAGAACCAGUAUUGUUGGUUAUUCAACAUUACCCGAUGCUCCACUUAUUCCUGAACCAACAAACACGAAUAGGAACGUAAGAGAUGUGGAGGACCUGGUCUCUUCUACUGCACUCCCGUGCGAAUUUGAUUGUUCAAAUGGGUCCUGCACGGCUAACGAAGAACAGCCUCCUCAUCAUCAAAAUUCAGAAUAUGAUGCCAGUGCAAAUAGAUCAGAAUCUGAUGAUCUUCAAAUACUUCGACAUCAGGUCCUCCUGAUCUUAUUGUUGUGUUCCAUGUUUAUUGGAUUGGUUUUAUCAAUUGGAACGUUGCUCUUGGAGCAAAUGACUGGAAUUUACGCUGAACUAGCUUUCCUGGAUGUCGCAUUGAAUUUUGGACAAUCAUUAAUAGCGUUUGCUAUUUUUGGAUUGGAUCCUGGUCUAGGAGCCUUAGGUUGCUGGUUGCGUAAAGUCUGUCGCACCUGGUGUGCAGCCAAAGAAAUUGAACUACCAGAAGAAGUGGAUUUAAGUCCAGAGGCUAAGAUGAUCAGGGAACAAUUUGCCAGAUGUCACUUGGUAGAAUGUCGGGCAAGGAUUUCCAUGUGUCGCAGAAGACUUCUUCAAGUUUAUGAGGGUGUCUUUACCGGUAAAAGUCUAGUUGAUUGGCUCAUAGAAGCCAACGUAGCGCAUGAUCGAGAGGAAGCUGUACGUUACGGUCGUUGCCUACUGGAUAGUAGAGUUCUUCGACACGUAGACGGUACUGAGCAUUUUCAGGAUAGAGAUAUUCUUUACACUUUCCGCACGUAGAUUUUAAUCACCUGACAUGGCAUUCACUCUCGAUUUUUACUAUUUUAUUUAGUUGAAAAAAAAAUUAGAUUCAAGAACAUAUUAGAUUAUUAAUUCUCGAUAUAAGUGAUCUGAUAAUAGCUGAAUUGAGUGAUUAUCUUUUCCUAUAACGUAUUUGAUCUUAUUUUACGUUUAUAUCAUUUUUAGCUUUUAUUUAUUUCUAACAAUUGCUAUCAGGGGCUCAAUCCCUGUGUUCGGUUUACAGCAAAUCGAUAGCAGCCAUUCGGUAUGCUGUACCAGAGGUAUAAUUAUUGUUUUUUCAAUUGUUUAUUAUCAUCAGUAACACAAUUAUUGUCUACUUCAUAGUUCAGCUAGAACAAAUUGAUAUACAUUUUAGUAAUUGAUAAUUCUAUGUUGUGCCCUUCUCAGAACAAAAUUUGAGUGAGCUCCCAUUUUUUUUUAUUAGAUAAGCGAUGGCUAUGUGUGAACAAAUAAGGAUAUUUGUUUAAGGAACAAUAUAGGCUUCAUACAGCUUUAGGAUUAUUGAUUGAAAAUGACUGUGAUAAGUCAAAAAACAAUACGAAUGGAGUGUAUGAAUUGUUUUAUCAUAGGUCGAUUGGUUUUGUUAUUAGCAAUUUUUGUUAGCUAUACAUUUGGUGUUAAGAUCCUCGACUUUCUCAUGUGAUAUGUAGCAAACAUAUAUUUUCUUACGGACAUGUACCAAAGAGAUGCAAGUAUUGGAAUAUAAUAUUUACAUCAUGAGUGAUUAACUUAUCCUUAUUAUUAUGUAUAUAGGAGUAAUAAAUACACGACGAUCAAAAUA